Messenger RNA from Sabethes cyaneus, 5307 nucleotides. RefSeq lists its product as uncharacterized. The transcript has a single exon. Gene Ontology annotation, biological process: DNA integration. The record is from RefSeq and is a predicted model, not a curated record. Gene Ontology annotation, molecular function: nucleic acid binding. NCBI's taxonomy places the organism in Eukaryota, Metazoa, Arthropoda, Insecta, Diptera, Culicidae. Bases 1 to 5307 code for a protein of 1768 amino acids.
AUGAAGAAUUUAAUUGGUUUGAUGAACGCCUACGAUGAGCAAAGAGAUAACGUUUGUCUAGAAGGUUGGAAGCAGCGAUUAGAAGGUAUUUUUGCAGACUUUCAAAAGAUUCGAUUAGAUAUCGAAUUACUCGAGGAGACAGAAGAAAUUGCUGAAGAUGUUUUACCCCCAACAGAUGAUCAAAAUCGAAUUGUACGUGAUAAAUUCGAGAAAGAUUACAUGACGAUGUAUGGUUUUUUAGUCGCUGAGAUCCGCAAGCAGAAUGCUUCCACAUUACAAGCAGUGCAAAGUGUAAUCCCUCAAGGUCAAGGCUUUUCCGAAGCCACUAUCUCUCGUGUUAAAUUGCCCGAAGUAAAAUUGCCUUUGUUCGAUGGAUCAUUAUCAAACUGGCUUACGUUUCGUGACACAUUUGUCAGUCUUAUAGAUUCAAAUACCCAACUGAAACCAAUCGAAAAAUUUACUUAUCUGGUUUCUGCACUCUCGAAAGAUGCAAAGAGAGUUGUAGAGUCGAUCGAAUUAACCUCAGCCAAUUAUUCAGUAGCUUGGGCAUUACUGAAAAAGCGUUAUGAUAACAAAAAACUAGUCGUGAAAGGUUAUAUUGAGUCGUUGCUUACUAUCGAACCUAUGCGUAAGGAAUGCUACGAUUCCUUGUCUCGAUUAGUUGAUGAUUACGAGCGGAAUUUAAAUAUGGUAAAAAAGAUAGGGAUUGAUGUCGAAGGAUGGAGUGUUCUCCUAGCGCAUAUGGUUUGCGCGCGUUUAGAUGCAGCUACUCUCAAACAAUGGGAACAACGCCAUAGUUCUACUGAAGUACCACACUAUGCAGAAGUGAUUGAGUUCUUACGAGAACAUUGCACCGUUUUGCAAUCGAUAUCGUCGUUGAAACCCCGAAUUGUAGAACCACCGAAAACUGAAUUUACUCGCUUACAGAAACCAAAGCUGGUUCAUGCGAUUACCACUAACCAACCGGUUAGAAACUGUCCGUUUUGUAGACGAAUGCCACACUCUCCCUUUCAUUGUGAUACCUUUCGAUCAAUGCCCAUAUCCCAACGAUUCGAAGCAGUCAAGAAAAAUUCGCUCUGUAUUAACUGCUUCUCACACUCACAUCUCGUUAAGCAAUGUCCGUCAAGCUCUUGCAGAGUCUGUAGCCAGAAACAUCAUACAAUGUUGCACCAAAAUACCGGGCGCUUACUCGAACCCGUAGCAAAACCGAAAUUCUCUGAACAAUCACCAAUGUCGUCAUCGAAUCACGCUCAGUUUACUCGAAAUAGUAAUGUUCCUCCUCUGCCCGCAUCGCACCAAGCACCAUCGUCCAGCCUCACCUCGUCUUCGCCCCCACCCACAAGCCACGUUUCGACUUCCUUGCUCAGAAAUACAAAAUCAGUUCCAGCCACAGUAUUAUUACAAACUGCUGUUGUGAAGGUGUCCGAUAUCAACGGACAUACCGUAUGGGCUAGAGCUUUGCUAGACCCAGCAUCACAAAUCAAUCUCAUAACGGAGGAAUUGUCGCAGCAGCUCACGUUACGCCGCAUAAAAACUCACCAAGAAAUCGGUGGUGUUGGAAAUUCUACUGUCGUUUCAUCGCAUAUCGUUAUCGCUAAAAUAAAGUCUCACUGUUCAACUUUCAUUGCUGAUUUUUCAUUCCACGUGCUGUCAGGAAUAACUCGCGAGCUUCCUGCCAGGGCUCUUGCCACCGCCGAAUGGACCAUUCCCAAUGAAAUCGUGCUUGCUGAUCCCACCUUUUACCAACCCGGUCGGAUCGAUAUGAUAUUGGGCAUGGAAGUAUACUACGAACUCAUACAAGAAGGGCUAGUUAGACUUGGUCCCCAUUUGCCAGUACUGCAAAAAACCACACUAGGAUGGGUGGUCUCCGGUAAGGUUGGAAAUUCGUCAGCGCCUACUCUUCGUAUCGCUAAUAUUUGCACAGCAACCGCUAUUGAUGAACAAUUGGCGCGUUUCUGGGAAAUAGAAUCUUGUUAUGCUAAAAGCACUCUUUCGGUCGAAGAAACACUUUGCGAGGCUCACUUUGCGGCAACUACCGUUCGGAAUGAAAUGGGCCGCUUUGUAGUACAACUUCCUAAACGGAACUCCGUGUUGGCCACAUUGGGAAAUUCUGAAGAAAUCGCAAUUCGUCGAUUCUUGGCACUAGAACGUCGCUUGAAUGCAAAUCCACCCCUGAAGGAAGCAUACAGCAACUUUAUUGCCGAGUAUUAUCGCCUUGGCCACAUGGUCGAACCGUCAGCACCAUUUGACCUACCAUCGUACUUUUUGCCCCACCACUGCGUAAUCAAACCAGACAGCCUUACUACCAAGCUUAGGGUAGUGUUCGAUGCUUCGUGCGCAACAGACACUGGCGUGUCGUUGAACGACGCACUUAUGAUUGGACCCGUUGUGCAGGACGAUCUCCUAUCGAUAGUUCUUCGUUUUAGAAUGCAUCGCUAUGCGAUAAUAGCUGACGUCGAAAAAAUGUACCGGCAAGUGGCCGUACCUUCUCCUGAUCGUGCUCUGCAACAAAUUCUCUGGAGAAAUUCCCCACAAGAACCACUACGUACCUACCAACUGACAACAGUAACAUAUGGCACAUCGUGUGCACCGUAUCUCGCUACUAAAUGCCUACAAGAGUUAUCGAAAUCUGUGCAAAAUACCCAACCUAAAAUAGCCAGGAUAGUUGGGUCUGAUUUUUAUAUGGACGAUCUUUUAACUGGAGUUGAUGAUAUAUGCGAUGGUCAGCAACUUUGUUCACAGCUGCUAAAGGUACUCAACUCAGCUGGUUUUCCCUUGAGAAAAUGGUCAUCUAAUUGUCCAAUGGUUCUUGAACAUCUCCCGCCUGACAUACUUGACGAAAGACAACUGUUCGAGCUCGACUCUAGUUCUGCUGCUAUUAAAACGCUCGGUUUACAGUGGCAGACCAAUACCGACCAAUUUAUUUUCGGCAUUCCUAAAUGGAACGAGUCAACCGUAAUUACCAAACGUACGAUACUAUCCGAUGCUGCCAAACUUUUCGACCCUCUUGGUCUUGUCGGUCCCGUGAUUGUUCGAGCCAAAAUUUGUAUGCAGGAUCUUUGGAGAGACCAGAAAACAUGGGAUGAGCCACUUAGUGAAGAAUUCCAGGAGAGAUGGCGCGAGUUCAAAAAUAGUUUGACCACUCUUCAAGACCUGAUCAUUCCUCGUUGGGCAAUCCAAGUAGAUUCACCUAGUUCGAUCGAAAUACACGGCUUCUGCGAUUCAUCAGAAAAGGCUUACGGCGCGUGCAUUUACCUACGAGCAAUAGCUGCAAACGGAACCAUCGCAGUCAAUCUCCUCACUGCGAAAUCGAAGGUCGCUCCGCUGGGUGACACAAAGAAGCAAAAACGUAUUUGCUUACCUCGUCUAGAACUAUCUUCUGCUUUACUGCUUGCUCAUCUGUUCCAAAAGGUUCAACAAGCUAUUCGGUUGAACACGAAACCGUUCUUUUGGACAGAUUCAACCAUCGUCCUACACUGGCUAGCAGGAACACCGUCUCGAUGGAAGACCUUUGUUGCCAAUAGAGUGUCCGAGAUACAGCAUAUCACAGCUUCGGGAAUCUGGUCUCACGUCUCAGGUUCAGAAAAUCCAGCAGAUAUAAUAUCGCGUGGAAUGGAUCCCGAACAGCUUCAGCAUACAUCGACCUGGUGGCACGGACCACAUUGGCUUAGUAAGCAGCCAAGAUUUUGGCCAUCUUUGUCACCACUGCACAUCGAAUUAUUUGAUCAACAAGAUCUCGAAGAACGUCCAAUCACAUUAGUCGCACAGCCAAUAACAGUAAAUUCAAUUUUUUCCCUACGAUCUUCGUACAUGGCUCUGGUCCGAAUAGUAGCUUGGAUGCAGAGAUUUUGCUAUAAUAGUCAACCCAAAAAUUUGGUACUCAGAAGAAAUGGAUGUUUACGGGUUCCGGAAAUCAAGGAAGCAGAAAAAACUUUAGUACGAAUCGCUCAAAGCGAAAUAUUUUCGGAAGAUCUUUCGUCAAUAGCCAAAACUGGCCAAGUCAAACCAAAUUCCCCGCUAAAACUACUGACGCCCUUGGUUUGUCAAGGCAUUCUUCGCGUUCGUGGCAGACUACAUCAUGCUGCAGUCUCUUACGAUCGAAAGCACCCUAUGAUACUACCUGCAAAACACCCGCUCACCGACCUCAUAGCACGCUAUUAUCAUGAAAAGUUGCUUCACGCGGGGCCACAGUUCCUAAUCGCCGGCCUACGAGAGAAGUUUUGGCCGCUACGCAUCCGAAACCUCGUUAGACGCACCGUUCACUCUUGUAUUAGCUGUUUCAGAUGUCGACCGCGUGGGCAAGACCAAAUAAUGGGCGACUUACCACCUGAGCGAGUGUCUCCCACACUACCCUUUGUUCACACUGGAGUGGACCUAUGCGGACCACUGUAUUAUCGACACCCUCAGCGCCGCUCUCAGCAUACAAAAACAUACAUAGCGAUUUUCGUUUGCCUCUCAGUAAAAGCAAUUCACAUCGAGCUGGUCGGAGAUCUAUCUACUGGUUCGUUUAUAGCUGCUUUAAGACGAUUUCUAGCCCGUCGUGGAAAACCACGUCUUAUCGAAUGCGACAAUGCAACAAAUUUUAAGGGUGCAUCUCGAGAAUUAGCCGAACUGAAAAGACAAUUCAACUCACAACAAAUGCAGCAGUCCAUAACAAGUUCCUGCACCGAAGAAGGUAUCGAAUUUAAGUUCAUUCCACCCCGUUCACCGAAUUUCGGUGGAUUAUGGGAGGCGGCCGUAAGGUCUCUCAAGGCGCACCUGCGAGCAACUAUCGGCAACGCAGUCUUAACUGCUGAACAACUGACCACACUUUUGGCUCAAAUAGAGAGCUGUCUCAAUUCCCGUCCUUUAACGCAAAUGACAGCCGAGCCUGAAGACCUCGAAGUCCUGACUCCUGGGCAUUUCCUUAUCCAUCGCUCUCUGACGGCCCCAGCAGAGCCAUCACUAGAAAACGUACCAAUUAAUCGACUUGAUCGCUGGCAGGUAGUUCAAGAAUACGUUCGCCGACUCUGGAGGCGCUGGAGUACAGAAUAUUUGUCCGGCCUGCAACCACGGACGAAAUGGACCCGUGAAAAAGACAAUAUUGCCAUCGGAACCAUGGUUUUGGUCAAGGAGGAGAAUCUGCCACCUCUCAAGUGGCGUUUUGGCAGAAUCGUGCAUAUCUUCAGAGCAGAUGACGGCAAUAUACGUGUCGUGGUAGUGAGGACCAAGGACGGAGAAUUCAGGCGCGCAAUUUCCAAAAUCUGCGUGCUACCCAUUCGUCAACCAUCUCCACCCAACGGGAGCCACGAUAAUGAUGACAAUUAA